Molecule: messenger RNA, 1860 nt
Organism: Salmo salar (Atlantic salmon)
Lineage: Eukaryota; Metazoa; Chordata; Actinopteri; Salmoniformes; Salmonidae
Source: RefSeq, a predicted model, not a curated record
AUGGCUCCGCCAAGGAGCAAAAAGAGGAAGCCGAGCUUUCGCAGACUGCUGAAGACGAGCAACGUGAAGCUUGACAACAAGCUGAAGAACCGUCAGUUCAAGAAGGAGAGCACAGACAAGACACGCAAGGAGCAGAAGAAGCUCUGAGCAGCUAUCAAAGAUGCCGCCUUGACGUCCCCCCUCCCCCCAGAGCACUACAAGAAGAGGCCAGAGGAGGAGUUUGUGGAGUCCCUGCCAAUAGACAUGAUUGAUGAAGAUGACCUGGAGCAGAUUAAGGCCAUGGCUCAGAAAGCCUCCUUCCUCACCAGAGACCUGUCAUCGAGUGGUCCAGUGCAUGCAAAACAGCGCAAGGGGGAGCAGCAGGGGCCAGAGAGUUAUGAGAAGAUGCCCAGAAAGAUGCAGCUAACAGAAGAGGAGGUCAUUCACCUCCUGUCAAUCAAAGACAAGAUCAGAGGCCUCGUCCCUCAGAGCAUGGAGAAACCUGGAUGUGUGUCCACAGAGGAUGAGGCUGUGACUGGGCCGGCCCUGACCCCUCAGGAGCAGCUAAAGCUCCACACACAGAAGCUGACGGACAGGAAGCUACGCAUCGCCAGUCUAGGAUCAGACAUCCUCUCAGAACCCACCAUCAACAUCAUGAAGCUGCAAGAGCUGCGAUCCAUGCUGAUGGAGACCGACCCCUACAUGGCCGUGACGGUCAGAAAGCUGGUCAUGGUCUCUCUGAUGGUCUUCAAGGACAUAGUCCCCUCAAACAGGAUAAGACCACUGACAGAGACAGAGAAAGCCUCAAAAGUGAAGAAAGAGACACAGCAGUUGAGGCAGUUUGAGGAGGGCUUGGUGAGCCAGUACAAGUUCUACCUGGAGAACAAACAUCCAAUUGUCAAAGACUGGAAGCAGAAGAAGAGAAAGGGCAGCGAGGCGGUGUCUCUGCAGUCCUAUAAGGGCCUGGCUGAGGUGGCCAUCAGCUGCAUCUGUGUGCUGCUGGUGGCCCUGCCACACUUCAACUUCCACAACAACAUCAUCGUCAUGGUGAUGUCUUUGAUGAACGACCCCAUCAAGAGGGUGUCUGAUAUGUGCUGUGAAGCUGUCAAGAAGCUGAUGAAACAGGACAAACAGCGCCAGACAUCACUAGGGACAGUCAAAGUGAUCUCCGGACUGGUCAAGAGCAAGAACUACGACGUUAGACCUGAGCUGCUGAAGAUUCUCCUCUAUCUGAGGGUAAAGGAAGUAGAGGUGGAGAAAGACACAGACGACACAGCUCCCAAAAAGAAGUUCAUGAACUACAAAGACAAAAAUAAGAAUCUGUCCAGGAUGCAAAGAAAGGUCAGUAGCCCAAGCACCUGUCUACCUGUGUUUGAUCGUGCGUCUAAUGAUGACAUCAGCAUCGUUCUGCGUUGUCUCGACAUGAUGCUGACCAAGCGUAGGAAACGGGUGACCCUGCAGCGCGCCUUAGCUUUCGUCAAGAGACUGAGCACGCUCAGUCUGCACACCCUGCCCAACGUGGGCAUCCUGGCAUCCAACAGGAUGUUGAUACAUACCUUCCCCAAGUGUGACAUCCUCCUGGACAAUGAGGCUCAGGAUAGUGGGGUGUUCCUUCCUGAGCUGGACGAGCCAGAGUACUGCAACCCUCAGAACACUGCCCUGUGGGAGCUACACACACUCAGGAAACACUACCAGCCAGUGGUCAGGAGGUUUGCCGCUCACCUCUGUGCAGGGGCUCCUAGUGAAGGAUCUGGAGCUCUGACCGUUCAACUCACCAGAAGGCACCCAGUGGAGCUGUUUGAGGACUACAGAGCUAAACACAUGACCUUCAACCCUCCAGUGGCAGCACCUUCCACAAAGAAGAAGACAUUUGACACCUGA